This is a messenger RNA of Gracilinanus agilis (Agile Gracile Mouse Opossum), 673 nucleotides long. It is a transcript of the gene CAMKK1, whose product is annotated as calcium/calmodulin dependent protein kinase kinase 1. Lineage: Eukaryota; Metazoa; Chordata; Mammalia; Didelphimorphia; Didelphidae. The transcript has 5 exons. The coding region runs from base 35 to 673 and encodes 212 amino acids. Gene Ontology annotation, molecular function: protein kinase activity; ATP binding. Gene Ontology annotation, biological process: protein phosphorylation. The record is from RefSeq and is a predicted model, not a curated record.
GGGUAGCCGGACCGAGGCCAGGCCACGGCGCUGCAUGAAUCUGGCCCUCGUGCCCGCCAUGGAAGGAGGCCCAGCCCUGUGCCGCCAAGACCCCUGUGCAGAGCUGGCGGAGAGAGUGGCCACCAUUGACGUGGCUGGGCGGAGGGGGGCCGGCGAGGGGGCCGGCCGUGCGGUCUUCUCUGGGGAUGGCCGGAGCCGAGACUCGCCAGCAGACGGCGGCCCCCCCGAGGCAAGAGAGCGAAUCUCCUCAGCCCCCUCCCUGUCCGCAAGAGAUACCCGGCCUCAGGAGGAUGCCCGGCCUUCUCUGCCCAGCAGGAAGCUCUCUCUCCAGGAAAGACCGAGCAGGAGCUGCCUCUCUGCCGCCUGCCCCGCUGCGAGCGGGCCCUACGCCACAGGCCCCACCAACCACAUCUCUCCCCGAGCGGCGCGCCGGCCCACCAUCGAAUCCAAUCGAGUGUCCAUCUCAGACGUGGAGGACUGUGUCCAGCUCAACCAGUACAAACUCCAGAGCGAGAUCGGAAAGGGCUCCUACGGCGUGGUGCGGCUGGCUUACAACGAGGCUGACGACAAGUACUAUGCGAUGAAGGUCCUGUCCAAGAAGAAGCUCCUGAAGCAGUACGGAUUUCCACAGGGGGUUGGCCAGGAGGCCAGCGAGCUGCCCUUCGUGCUCUAA